Molecule: messenger RNA, 1023 nt
Organism: Bufo bufo (common toad)
Lineage: Eukaryota; Metazoa; Chordata; Amphibia; Anura; Bufonidae
Product: forkhead box protein D5-A-like
Exons: 1
Coding region: 1-1023 (340 amino acids)
Biological process (GO): cell differentiation; regulation of transcription by RNA polymerase II; anatomical structure morphogenesis
Molecular function (GO): RNA polymerase II cis-regulatory region sequence-specific DNA binding; DNA-binding transcription factor activity, RNA polymerase II-specific
Source: RefSeq, a predicted model, not a curated record
AUGAGCCUCUGCCAAGACACCAUGGAUACACAGCAACAGUUAUUUUCCAGACUGCAGGAAGAGGAUGAUGAGAUCGAUAUCUUGGGAGAUGAUGAUAGCUGUGACUUUCUCCGGAGUAGAUCUUCAGACUCAGAUGCUGAGGAGAUGUCUCCUACAAAGCCCUGCUGCCUGGAGUCAGAAAGCGACUCAUCUGGAGAGAGCGAGAGCAAAGAGGCCACCAUAAAUGUUGGGGGCAAAUCUAAAAGGACGUUGGUGAAGCCUCCAUACUCUUACAUAGCCCUGAUCACCAUGGCUAUCCUUCAGAGUCCCCACAAAAAACUGACCCUCAGCGGAAUCUGUGACUUCAUCAGCAACAAGUUCCCCUAUUACAAAGAUAAGUUCCCAGCCUGGCAGAACUCCAUCAGGCACAACUUGUCUCUUAAUGACUGUUUCAUCAAGAUUCCCAGGGAACCGGGCAAUCCUGGCAAGGGCAACUAUUGGACACUGGACCCAGCCUCGGAAGACAUGUUUGACAACGGAAGCUUUCUCAGAAGGAGGAAAAGGUUUAAAAGACAUCACAACGAGUUCUUAAAGGACAGCUUGAUGGUCUACCCACCUCUGCAUUACUAUAGGUCCUACAGACCUCUUCAGCCACAAACCUUUGUACAACCCAACGCCCUGGCACCAAUGCCCAUACCCGAAAGACUAGUAAUCCCUGGGCAUCACCAGAUAACUUAUCAGGAAGUUACAAGGGGGAAACUUUCCAGCAAUAUCCAAGGACUGAACUUUGAACCAAAGCCUCAGGUUAUAGUCAGUCAACAAGGUAACCCUCCAAACAAAGGCUCCUUCACUAUAGAAAAUAUCAUGAAAAAAACUGAACCCGAGGUAUCUAUGCCAAUCUUUACCCAGCCCUGGAACUACAACCAGUUCAUUCAACGACCAGCCACUUUUCUCCCAGCAGUCCUAAAUAUAAACGCAGGGCCGGUGGUAGCCUCCUAUGGGAGCAGACAGUACUGUCACAUGCGGUUUCCUGGAGGCUUCUAG